AUGAGUGAAGAUAAUGACUUCAUUGGAAACACAGAGGAGGAAGCGCCUCUGCUCACUGAUGAGGCGGUCAGCAGGAGCAGAGGGGCCUCCUUCGUCUCCUCUGUCUUUAACCUGAUGAAUGCCAUCAUGGGCAGUGGGAUCCUGGGCCUGGCUUAUGCAAUGGCCAACACCGGCAUUGUUGGAUUCUGUUUACUGCUGGUGUUGGUGUCAGCGCUGGCCGCGUACUCCGUCCACCUCCUGCUGAAGCUCUGUGACCAAACAGGUCUAACUUCAUAUGAAGGUCUAGGAGAGCGGGCGCUACACAAACCAGGGAAGGUCCUGGUUGGAUGUGCUGUGCUGAUCCAAAACAUUGGCGCGAUGUCAUCGUACUUGUUCAUCUUAAAGUCAGAGCUUCCUGCAGCUAUUACCAGUUUCCAGACUGCAGAUGGCACAAAAACUCCCUGGUUUGAAGAUGGACGUCUGCUUCUCAUAUUAAUUACAAUCUGUGUCAUUUUGCCUUUAGCCAUUUUGCCCAGAGUCGGGUUUCUGGGUUACACGAGUGGUUUGGCGUUUGUCUUCAUGCUGUACUUCACAGCGGUGGUUGUGGUGAAGAAGUACGUCAUCCCUUGUCCUCUGCCCAACAACAUCACAGUGUCCUCUGUCUCCUGCCAGGUAUCAAAUUCAUCCACCGCAGACUGCACAGCUCAACUCUUUGUCCUCUCCAGAAAGAGUGCGUAUGCCAUUCCCACUAUGGCCUUCUCCUUCUUGUGCCAUACCGCCGUGCUGCCCAUCUACUGUGAGCUGGAUCGACCGACUAAGGCAAGAAUGCAAAGAGUCACAAACAUCAGCAUCAGCCUAAGUUUUACUCUCUACCUCGUGUCAGCCUUGUUUGGAUACCUCACUUUCUAUGCUCAGGUGGACACAGAGCUGCUGCACGGAUAUGACAGGUAUCUGCCCCGGGACGUUGUGGUGAUCACCGUGAGACUGGCCAUCCUGCUCUCCGUCGUCCUCACCGUACCACUCAUCCACUUUCCUGCCCGCAAAGCCGCCAUCCUCCUCCUGUUCGGUUCGCGGCCUUUCUCCUGGUGGAUCCACUCCCUGACCACCGUCUGCAUUCUGGGAGUGGUGUUGAGUCUGGCCGUCUUUGUCCCUGACAUCAGAAAUGUCUUUGGGGUUGUUGGCUCCACCACCUCCAGCUGCCUGUUGUUUGUUUUCCCUGGACUUUUCUACCUCAAGAUCAGCACUCAGCGCUUCAGGUCUUUGGACUAUAUCGGGGCUGCUUUCCUGGUGGUGUUUGGAGUGGUGGUGGGAGCCCUGAGUUUGACUCUGAUCAUCUUGACAUGGGUUCAGAGCUCCUGA
This is a messenger RNA of Knipowitschia caucasica, 1338 nucleotides long. Lineage: Eukaryota; Metazoa; Chordata; Actinopteri; Gobiiformes; Gobiidae. The record is from the annotation of a GenBank genome assembly.